Messenger RNA from Gastrolobium bilobum, 730 nucleotides. Its product is annotated as copper transport protein ATX1-like. The coding region runs from base 166 to 528 and encodes 120 amino acids. The transcript is spliced from 3 exons. NCBI's taxonomy places the organism in Eukaryota, Viridiplantae, Streptophyta, Magnoliopsida, Fabales, Fabaceae. Gene Ontology annotation, molecular function: metal ion binding. The record is from RefSeq and is a predicted model, not a curated record.
AAUCCUUCUCUUUGUGUCGUUCCUUGCACCACACCAAUUCUGAUUCUGAGGGGUUUUGGUGGGUAUAAAUACACCACUCCCUUCAACUCAACACUCCAUUCCAUCACCACCCAAUUUUUUAAUAUCUUGUUCCAUUUUGGUUCACUUUCUUUCAUACCCAUAACCAUGUCUUCUCAGACUGUUGUCCUCAAAGUUGGGAUGUCUUGUCAAGGAUGUGUUGGAGCAGUGAACAGGGUUUUGGGAAAAAUGGAAGGUGUGGAAUCAUUUGACAUUGAUUUGAAGGAACAAAAGGUGACAGUGAAAGGAAAUGUUCAGCCAGAGGAAGUUCUGCAAACCGUUUCCAAAACUGGGAAGAAGACUUCCUUCUGGGAGGGUGAAGCACCAAUAGCACCAGCUGAGCCUGAAAUCAAGCCUUCAGAAACUGCCACUGUUGCCUCUGCUGAGCCUGAAAACAAGCCUGCAGAAACUGCCACUGUUCCUUCAGCUGAGCCUGAAAACAAGCCUUCAGAAACUACUACUACUGCCUAAGAAGACACUUGUGGUUUUAUUUCUAUGUUAAGUGGGUCUGUUACAAAUACUAUUUUGAUGAACUUUGUGCAUGUCAUCUGAUAUAUUUGAUGUGCUGGUAUCUAAGCUACAAUAACUUGUGGCCCAUUUUUCUCAUGUGCUUAAAGUUUAGAAUUUAACUUGUUAUUGUACCUUGUUAUUGUACGCCGAUUUUUCACGUGCA